Molecule: messenger RNA, 501 nt
Organism: Chaetomium globosum CBS 148.51
Lineage: Eukaryota; Fungi; Ascomycota; Sordariomycetes; Sordariales; Chaetomiaceae
Exons: 2
Coding region: 1-501 (166 amino acids)
Cellular component (GO): cytosol; endoplasmic reticulum
Source: RefSeq, a predicted model, not a curated record
AUGGCCCAAUCCACCGCCCACCGCCGGCUGCUGCAAGAAUACCGGGCGCUGACUAACAACCCGCCCGAGGGCAUCACGGCGGGUCCCGUGUCGGAGGACGACCUGCUGCACUGGGAGGCGCUGAUCCAGGGCCCCGAGGGCACGCCGUUCGAGGGCGGCGUCUUCCCGGCCGAGCUGCGCUUCCCCAAGGACUACCCGCUGGCGCCGCCGACCAUGAAGUUCCUGGGGGAGAUCUGGCAUCCGAAUGUCUACCCCAGCGGACUGGUAUGCAUCUCGAUCCUGCACCCUCCCGGCGAUGAUCCAAACCACUACGAGCACGCGUCGGAGCGGUGGUCGCCGAUCCAGAGCGUUGAGAAGAUACUCAUCUCGGUCAUGAGCAUGUUGGCCGAGCCCAACGACGAGAGCCCUGCGAACGUGGAGGCGGCCAAGAUGUGGCGGGAGCGGAGGGAGGAGUACGAGAACACGGUGCGGGAUGGAGUGAGGCGGAUGCUGGGGCUGUAA